Messenger RNA from Lodderomyces theae, 1302 nucleotides. RefSeq lists its product as uncharacterized. Gene Ontology annotation, cellular component: cytoplasm; nucleus. The record is from RefSeq and is a predicted model, not a curated record. Gene Ontology annotation, molecular function: GTPase regulator activity. The coding region runs from base 1 to 1302 and encodes 433 amino acids. Lineage: Eukaryota; Fungi; Ascomycota; Pichiomycetes; Serinales; Debaryomycetaceae. The transcript has a single exon.
AUGGAUCAGAUCCUAUCAAAAGCUUCAAAUCAGGUGGUCUCAUUUGCUAUACGCUCUGGUAUAUCGAUAGCAUCAGGCUAUGCCAUCAAGACCAUCUCCACAUUUGUUGACAAAAUCCCAGUUCUGCAACAACAACGUCUAUCUAGACAACGACACAAACUCAAGACCAAAAUCGAUAUCAUCAAUGUCACUAUCGAUUUGAUCAAACUUGCAGCUAGUCGCGGCAACACCGUGUUGGAAUCCACAUUGGAGUUGAUUGAAGAUUUGCAUAGCCAAUUCACUGCAUUUGACGAAGGGGUCAACGACAUCACGGCACAAUUGUCGAGUGCAAAUACUAAAGAAAGCGUUAAACGGGUUGAAGAUUACAUGCGUGAUUUGAUGGUGGAAAUCAAUGAUGCUAUACCGAUACUAAACUUGUCUUUGAUAACGUCGGGGAUAAAUCUCAAUGGUAUGACUAAUUUCAAUGCAAUUUCACCUGGUAGGCUACUACAAGCUUCAGAUUAUUUAAACAAGGGUAGUGAUGCAGUAGGUCCUGCAUUUGACUUGGUUAUGUACACGAUAUUCUACAACCCAAGUCGAAUGAAGUAUGUUGGUGAAGGCGAUAAUGAUGUUGAUUCUCGUGUGGAUGAAUUGAGUUGUAUAACAUGGAAAGAGACAUUUGCCAGAAGUUCAGUUCAGGUAACUAAUGACGGCAAAAACGGGGAAUUUAAGUACACUUUGAUUAUUGAGGAGGACUUCAAUGACGGGAGGUUCCACGGUGGUGGUGAUGAUGAUGAUGAUGAUGAUGAUGAUGCGAAGCCAAAAGUAAAAGUGUACGAUUUGAAAGCGGUCCAAAGUAUGUUUUUCACGGCGUCGGGGAAAUUGCUAAGACUCGAAGGGCGCAAUUUACCUGUCUUGAUUUUGAAGAUAGUCGAUGGAGAUAAAGAAGAAUGGAUUGCUUUAGGUGAGCUUCACCUGAAUGAAUUUGAUGACGAAGAGGACGACAGCGAUGAAGACGACAGUGAAACAAAAGGUAACACCAAGAUAUCUCGACAACAGAUCAAAUCCAGCUCCUUGUCUUUGCUAGAGUAUAUCAUCAGAUUAGCGAGGUUGCAACAGAUUGAAAACAAGAGCAUCUUGACAAUCCCCGAUGAAGUGUUGAAGAUGUAUUUACACGAUCAACUGACAAGUGCCGAUUUGCCAAAAUCAAUCUCCCAAAAAAGCAAGCAUGAUGCGAAAUUGAAACACACAGAGGAUAGGCUAACCAUGGACUCCAAUAUCGCACGUUUGAAAAAUUUGGAGAUUGCAAAAUCGAAAAAGUAA